AUGUCAGCAAACGAACAAGGAACUGGAACUCCAGGUAGUUCGGAUCAGAUAGGUAACACUGAUCUUUCAAGGUCAAUUCAAAACCCAAGUCAGGUCCAAUCUGCAUUUGGCCAAUCGAAAUUCGCCUCAGAUAAGGAGCAAAACACUACAGAGGGUACGCAGCAAGAUGAGGAGGACAAAAAGAUUGCGGAGCUUCGAAAGCAAAUGGAACAAAUGGAACAGGAAGCGGGAAAACUUCGAGAAAUGCAGAAAACCAUAUCGGCAGAACCAUCAAACCAGCAAAGCCAAACGUUUCCAGGUGGGGAGAAUGGAAACCAAGUUACAGAUGCGAAUGGAGAACCAUUGCAUCUGGAUAUUGAGCAGAGAAGGGAAAUAGAUAGUCGAUCCGUGUUUGUUGGAAAUGUGGAUUUCACAACUACUCCAGAGGAGCUCGAAAAGUACUUUGAACCAUGUGGAGUUGUGAACAGGAUUACAAUUCCUACAAAUAAGUUUACGGGGAACCCGAAGGGAUAUGCGUACGUGGAGUUUAGCACAACACAGCCAAUUGCAAACGCUUUACAGUUAAAUGAAUCACUCUUUAAGGGUCGGAUGCUAAAGGUGACGGAAAAACGUACAAACCUUCCUGGUUUCUCAAAGAGAGGUCACAGAGGACGUGGGGGAAGAGGAAGAGGAUUCAGGGGCCGUUUCAGAGGAAGAGCACGUGGAAGAGGUGGAUUUAAGCCUUAUUAA
This is a messenger RNA of Brettanomyces bruxellensis, 729 nucleotides long. RefSeq lists its product as uncharacterized. The transcript has a single exon. Gene Ontology annotation, molecular function: RNA binding. Bases 1 to 729 code for a protein of 242 amino acids. The record is from RefSeq and is a predicted model, not a curated record. Lineage: Eukaryota; Fungi; Ascomycota; Pichiomycetes; Pichiales; Pichiaceae.